GCUCCUGACUUCAUUCACUAUGUUGGACGUUUAGAUGAAGGAGGCUCUCCACACCUCGGCCUCAAACUUUCUAAUGAAACCCUUCCAAAACUUUUGACGAACAGCAUUUUUUUUUUUUUUUUUAACAUUUGACACUUUAUGAGUGACACUUUUCCACUGGAAAUACUUCAGGGUCUUACUGAGAAGAUGGAGCCCAGUUCCACAGAAGAAGGAGCUGAGCAGAUCCCGCUCCCGAGAAGUCCGCCUGCUAAGGUGAUCCUCAAACACGGGCAGGAGCUGGAGGAGGAGCAGGAAGAGCUGGCCGAGCACCAGCCUCUGGAGCAGGAGGACCUCAACUUUGAACGCUGGAAGCGCCGGCCCUUGCCCAGGAGGACGCUGCACCAGAAGAUCAGCGACUUGAAGACCUACCUGUGGAAUGCCGAGACCAAGGAGUUCAUGGGCCGCUCGGGGAAGAGCUGGAGCCUCAUCCUUCUCUUCUAUGCUGCGCUUUAUACCUUCCUAGCAGCCAUGUUUGGCGGCUGUAUAUUUUGCCUCAUGUGGUCUAUUAGCCCUUACCAUCCCACCUACAACGACAGAGUAAUGCCACCAGGUAUGACUAUGGCGCCACAUCUGGAAGGCCAAGACAUCUCCUUCAAUGCCUCUGAGCGCAAAUCGUGGAAGCGCUACGCCCGCUCCAUGGACGAACACCUACGACCCUACAACGAUGGUGCACAGGAGAGGAAGAACAUCCGCUGUACGCAGGACAGGUACUUCAUGCAGGAGGAUUUGGAGGAGGAUGCUGAAAGGAAGGCGUGCCAGUUCAAGAGGUCUUGGCUGGGGGAGUGCUCGGGUCUACAGGACCCUCAUUAUGGCUACUCGCAGGGGAGGCCGUGCAUCCUCCUCCGAAUGAACAGGAUUCUUGGAUACUUGCCUGGCCAAGGGAAACCGGUCAAUGUGACUUGUGCAGUCAAGAAAGGACCACCAGAUGCUUUGGGAGAAGUUCAAUUUUUCCCCAAGAGUAUUUUUGACUUGAAGUACUACCCUUAUUAUGGGAAACUUCGACACGUGAAUUACUCGUCUCCGGUGGUGGCCGUGCGCUUCUCGGGAGUGCAGUACGACACUCACAUCCAGGUGCAGUGCAAGCUGAAUGGAAAUGGCAUCAUCAACGACUCGCCUACAGACCGCCACCUCGGCAGCGUCACCUUCUACUUGCAAGUCGGAGCGUAGGAACUGCAAGAUACUCGUUAUUCGAAAUACUCGUUAUUUGACACAUCAUAUCUUUUUUCCCCAUCGGUCCGCACACACACACCACAAGCACAAUGACAUCCAUUUCCUCAUAAAAUAAUUAGAUUAAUCCAACUAAACCAUGCCCAAUUGUUUUUCCUAUGCUAUGCAAAUCCAAUUAAAAAUUAAACCAGUAAUGCCUUUUAGAAACAUCCUUACCGAUUGGGUAUGAGCAUAUAGAAUAUGCUGAUUUUUGUUAGAAAGUUUUGUUGGGACGGUACUAAUUUUUUGUGCAUGUAUUUUAUUUUUAAACAUGUAUAUUUGAAGGAAUAUUGUGCAAUGAAAACAAGCCUUGCACUGUACUCACACAAUAAGACUGUGGAGAAAAUAGUCACACAUAUUUGUGAAAUUUUAAAUAAAUAUUAUCA
Messenger RNA from Corythoichthys intestinalis (scribbled pipefish), 1631 nucleotides. It is a transcript of the gene atp1b4, whose product is annotated as ATPase Na+/K+ transporting subunit beta 4. Lineage: Eukaryota; Metazoa; Chordata; Actinopteri; Syngnathiformes; Syngnathidae. The record is from RefSeq and is a predicted model, not a curated record. Gene Ontology annotation, cellular component: sodium:potassium-exchanging ATPase complex; nuclear inner membrane. Gene Ontology annotation, biological process: sodium ion transport; regulation of DNA-templated transcription; potassium ion transport. The transcript has 9 exons. Bases 139 to 1206 code for a protein of 355 amino acids.